AUGCUUCCUUGUAUCUUCACGAUUGUCACCGCUUUGGCCGCUGGGCUCGUCGCAGCGGCUCCCGCCUCGGAUAACGUCCCACCACUCUUAUGCAACCCGGACAACUUGUACUGCUGCAGCGAGUUUGUGGACGUCGGCGAUAUCACCCCGGCGAUUGACGCAUUGCUCUUACUACUGGGGGUCGACCCGGACAGCAUCGUCGCUCCGAUCGGGCUCACGUGUAGCACUGAGACGGUCAUUGAAGGUCUUGCCUGUCAGGGAACCAAUGCGUGCUGCGGUGGCGACAAUAUUCUCGGACAAGUCGUGCUUGAUUGCUCGGAUGGGUUGGUCUAA
This is a messenger RNA of Peniophora sp. CBMAI 1063, 333 nucleotides long. Lineage: Eukaryota; Fungi; Basidiomycota; Agaricomycetes; Russulales; Peniophoraceae. The record is from the annotation of a GenBank genome assembly.